AUGCGGUUAACCCUUUUUUCUUUUUUAUUGAGAGUCCUUAUAAAAGGACCACUUCUUCUAAUACCGGGGCCUGGGGUUUUGGAUUUCUUUCUUUUUUCGGAAAGUUUUGCCCUUUGUCUGGGCAGUAAUGAGGGUCCUCCCUUAGCCAUACCCGAUUCUCAAAAUACUUAUUGGGAAGAACACGCAAUAGAUGUUAUUUAUCAAUGGGGCCAGGUUCCAACGGAGCAGCCCAAUGGCCAUCCCAUGGUCAACCAAGAAUUCCACGAUGACCAGGAAGUAGAUCAACCCCAUCCCGCCAUAGCGAGAAUGGAGUAUGAUUCUACGGAAUACAAGGAUAUUUCAAGACUUUCUAGGUUGUGUGAGAAAUGGCAGGAGAAAAUAUUCCAACGUGUCCGAAACGGCUUACCGCAGCAGGGAAUUUUGAUUGAAGAUGAGAUUGAUAUCAAAAGAGCGUUAUCCAUGUUUUUCUUUGAAAGUGAAGAAAGGGAGCCAAAACAAAGGCUUUCCUUUCUUCGUCGUACUUAUUCAUCAUUAGAAAACCCAAACAGUCCUAAAUGGCUACCCAUUAUUCGCGAGAUUGAAAAUCUAUUAAACAACUAA
Messenger RNA from Beta vulgaris subsp. vulgaris (sugar beet), 600 nucleotides. NCBI's taxonomy places the organism in Eukaryota, Viridiplantae, Streptophyta, Magnoliopsida, Caryophyllales, Amaranthaceae. The record is from the annotation of a RefSeq genome assembly.